Molecule: messenger RNA, 276 nt
Organism: Lecanosticta acicola
Lineage: Eukaryota; Fungi; Ascomycota; Dothideomycetes; Mycosphaerellales; Mycosphaerellaceae
Source: the annotation of a GenBank genome assembly
AUGUCUGCACCAAACCAAGGCCGUCAAUCCCCUGAGCCAGAGCGCCAGGCGGACUCCCAGCUCCACCAGCCCACCGCUUCGAACCCCAACGAGUAUGCACCUCACCCAUAAUACAGUAUCCAUAACACACAAUGCUGAUAUUGGUGGAACGUUAGGCAGGGUGUUGCUCCAGGCGACAAGGCCGCCGAGCAGAGCAAGGACCAGUUGGAGAACUUGGGCAGCAACCCCAGCGGACCGCUCGAUGAGGAGGCCGAGAAGAAGACAUCGAAGGAUUAG